CGACGCCAAAGAUGGCGUCAGAUUCAAACGGCUGCGGUAGUAGUGUUGCUGAUUGAUAAAUGAACUACAAUAAACGGAGCUAUGCAGGUGGAACCAGCGGAGCGGAGGAGGCUGCGUGACCGAGGCAGGCGGGGGGAGAGCGGGCAGAGCAGAGCUGAACCCCGGGAGACCCAGCAGAGCGCCGGGAGGAACUCUGAGGAGCAGCUAGCAAGGUUCAUAGAGACCUUUGCCGUCCUGCAGAGGCAGAGAGAGAAUCCAGCAGGAGGGAGAAGAAGAAGAGCUGAAAGGGAAGAUGAAGAGGUAGCAGGAGAGCCAGGAGGGAGGGACAGGAGCCGAGGGGGUGGAGGGAGGGGGAGAGAAAGGGAGGGGGAGGCGGCAUCGGGAGGAAGUGACAAGGACGAGCGAUCUGAGAGUCUGAGGAGGAGAGCGAAUCAACUGGAGAAAGAAAAACUGGAGCUGACGUCGAGCCACAACCAGGAGCUUUGCCGUCUGCAGGCGGAGCUGACCCGUCUCAGGUCAUCUGUGGAGCGAGGAGAAGCUCAGCGGGUGGAGCUUCAGUACCAGCUGACUGUGAGCCAAAGAGACACCGACAGAGCCGUGGAGCUCAGCCGGGACAAAGAAACACUCACAGAGAAAGCAGCGGAACUCUGCAUGAAGGUUCAGGAGCUGCAGAGAGCUCUGGAGAUCACCCGGCAGGCCAGGGCGGAGGACCAGCAUGCUUUGCAACAGGAGGUGGAGGAGCGGGACAGACUGAUUCAGAGCUUCAGCUCAGAAAAUCAGCGUCUGCACCGACUGCUGCAGGAUCAGGAGGAGGCUCUGGAGGAGUCAGAGAGGAGGCUGAUGGAGAUACUGAAGGAGAAAGAGAAGGAGGCCGAGGUGAACAGACGACAGGCCGACGAGCUGAAAUACGUGACGGAGAGAGAGGAGAGGAGCAGGAGGGAGAAGGAGCUGUCCGAUCAGAGGGCGAGGAGUCUGGAGUCCAGCAUCGAGGCGGAGCGAGCCUCUCACCUGGAGUCAAAGUUCAACUCUGAGGUCGUCCAGCUGAGGAUGCGGGACGUGGAGGCGGCGCUGGCAGUGGAGAGGUCCGGUCACCAGGAGGCGCAGUCGAGCCUGGAGCUGCUGAGGGCUCAGUUCAGAGAGGUGGAGAGGGCUUACAACAUGGAGAGAGAGAGGAGCGGCAGCACUGAGCAUGCUCUGGAGCGUUUGCAGAAGGAGCACGAGCAGUGUAAGUCUGACCUAAACGUUGCCUUGGAAACGGAGAGGAAGUUGACCUCAGAGCUCAAAGAAAGUCUGGAGGAGGAGAUGAAACGGCACGCAGGAACACAAACACUACUGGAGCAGGCAUCUCGGCGGCUGUCCGGCGCCGACGAGGCCUUUGUGACCUUUGUGACACUCGUCAGAGAAACACUGCAGCAGCACAGCAGCACAGCAGACAGCAGUCCUCCAGCAGAGGAUGAUGGGAACAUGAGUCCUUCAGCUGAAGUCCUGCAGCUCCUGAAGACGACGCUGAGCGGCUGCAGACAGAAACAGACGAUGACAGAUAAACAGGUGGAGGAUCUGAUCACAGCGUCAGAGAGACUACGAGAGGAGAACGAGACGCUCCGACGGCUGAGCUCAGACCAGAGCCGACACGCUGAGGAGCUGACGCAGAAGUCCAUCACACUGGGAGAGGAAGUGACACGCCUGCUCAAGGAGAGCUCUGAUUGGUCCAUGCAGAAUCAAGGCCUGAAGGCAGAGCUGGAGAAAGAGAGGAGGGAGAGAGUGAGAGAGAGGGAGGAGAGGGAGAAAGAGAGGGAACGAGGGACAGAAGAGAGGGAGAGAGAAAGGGAGCGAGAGAAGGAGGAGAAGAUGACACAAGUGCAGAAAAUAAUGGAACACUACGAAGAGGAGUCAAAGGUCCGGCUGUCCUUCCUCUACCGUCUCUACCAGCGCCUCCUCGCCGGCUGUGUCCUCCUCGAUCAGCCCCAGAGCAUCCUGGGUACCUUCACCUGGGAGGAGCUGUGUGAUGUCAUCAGUGAACAGGUGGACCAGCUGACCUCUGACCUCCAGACGGCCAACAACAAGAUCGCCCACCUGCAGAGUGAGUGUAAGAAGAGGAGCGUGUGUGUGCGUGAGCUGCAGCGCAGUCAGCAGUGUGUGUUGUCUCGUCUGGAGGAGAGCGUGAAGAGGAGGGAGGAGGCAUGGAGCCGCCAGCACGUUACCGCGGUGACUCAGCUGCAGGACGAGCUGCAGCUCUGUCGCUCUCAGUGCGACUCUCUCCGAGACCACGCCUCCUCUUUGGAGCUCCGCCUCUCCUCUAUGACCUCUGACCUCUCUCGGAGCCAUGAGGAGUCGGCCUCCUUCCUGUCAGCCUGCGCCCUGCUGGUCGGGGCGCUCAGACACGCCCACCGCCGUCUGCUCACGCUCUGUACUCAGAAAUCUCUCCUGAUUCGCCGACUGAAAGAGCGGGAGGAGCUGGAGGACGAGGUCCGGAGGCUGGCUGACGCUUUAGGAGGAGAAGAAGAAGAGGAGGAGAAAAGAAGGAGGAGUAGAGCCGUGAGGCGUUGGAGGAGGAGCCUGUGGGUGGUGGUGGCGGUGAGGAGGUGGUGUGAGCUGGCCAAUCAGAAGACGGUCUUGUUUCGGGUGGAGAGGGGAGGCGGGGCAGCUGUGGGCGUGGAUGUUUCAGAUAAAGACGGCGUUGAAGGUGUUUGUGCUCGCUGGCUUCGCUCUGAACGCCUCUCGUCCAUCAUCCUGUCGUCCGUGUCUGACCUCCAGGGGGCGCUCGACUGCGCUGGCUCCUCCUCUCUGGAUGUGAUAUCAGCAGCUCGUUUAGCUUUGUCCCUCCUCCUGGAUCAGCUUCUGGACCAAUCAGACGGCCCGCCCAGCCUGUCUCCAGGCAGAGUUGAAGACAAAGAGAGCAAUGCCACAAACAUGAAGGCUUUAGUCUCCACCCUCCAACAGCACUUCCUGCUCUUCAGCCAACGUCUGCACUCCGCUGAGGUAGAGAGGCGGAGCCUGAGGCUGGAGGUGUCCAAUCUGAGGAGAGGAUCGAGGCGGGAGAGAAGAGAGACGUCUAAAACAGUCCCAGCUGAUCGGUUCGUCAGCGUGUGCGAGGAGCUCCGUCAGGCGCUGAGCAGAGAGCAGGAAGCUCAGGCGCUGCUGCAGGAACAGAGACACGCCCUGAACACGCUGCAGCAGCGAGCGAGUACACACUCAGAGCAGAGCGACACUCAGGCGACGCUGAGAGAGAGCAAACAGUCUCUGUCACAGGCUCAGCAGCAGGUGAGGGAGCGCUCGCUGAGGAUUCUGGGUAAGCACCUGUCAGGGGUUCAGGAGGAGAAGAAGCAGCUGGAGAAGAGGCUGCAGCAGAUGGAGGAACAGCUGAGAAACAUGAGCAGUUGUGAAGACUGUCUGAGCAGAAUCACCAGGACUGCAGAGACGAGCAUCAAGGAGGUCUCAGAGAUUCCUAAAGCUUCUCCACUCACUGACCUGGACACCCCUCAGCCUGUUCCCCUCCCUGGUCCGUCUAAGGAGCUGCCAGUCUUCUUAAACUCCGCCCCCUCUAAGAUAGACCCCAGUCCUCUCCAGCAGAGCCAGACCCCCCUAUCCCCCCUCUGUAAAAACCCCCGAGCCAAAAGGAAAGAGAAGAAAGCCGUGAAGAAGACCAGAGCGGGUAGAAAAUGACAGCACUAGGACUUUUGUAGUUUUUAAAUGACAUGUAGCAUCAGAGCAGCCGUCCUGGAGUUCCUGGAGGAGGAUCCUCCAGGAAUUUAAGCCUGGAGGGAAUAUUUAUGAACACUUCAGGAGUUUAAGACUGGAAAACUUGAACAAAGUACUGAGAAGGAAAGACUGCAAACUGCAGGACAAUCACUGAUAGGAACCAGCAGAAGGGAGCCAGAGAACCAGGAUGGGUCAGAAGGGUUCAUUUAGGACCUUUGUCCAGAGUUUGACGGUGCCAGACGGAGCUGAACCAGAGCAGCGGGUGGAAACGAAGCUGGAGAAGUUUUCUAACCAAAUAUUGCUCUGACUGCUUCGUCAGCAUCAGGACUCUUUCUGAGUGUGUUUGAGGCCCUCAGGCUCCGUGUGGGUCUCUGCCUCUGAGGAUUUCUCUGAAUGUCUUAAUGCUAACGCUCACACACCCUCAGGCUGGGAACGUGGCAGCAGAUUAAGUCCCUUUUAUUAGACCGUCUCCAAACUGCUGAUUCAGCCAAACGGACUGUAGAUCUGCUUUUCCUCUGGAGGGUUGGUGUCAUUUCACUCUCACUCCUCAUCCUCACAGUUUCAGACUCCUGUUUCCCUGAGUGUUUCUUCAUCACUGAAGUUCCUCACACACCUUCAACAUUAAACCUGCUGUAAAAUGUUUUCUUCUCCUCUGUUUCAGAGGGUUAAAGGUCGCUGUGAGUGACUACGACUCCGUCCAGGCUUUGAGAGAAAAACACAAACGUUCAUUCUUUAAAGUCAUUAAACAACAU
Molecule: messenger RNA, 4451 nt
Organism: Cheilinus undulatus (humphead wrasse)
Lineage: Eukaryota; Metazoa; Chordata; Actinopteri; Labriformes; Labridae
Product: coiled-coil domain-containing protein 171-like
Exons: 22
Coding region: 82-3663 (1193 amino acids)
Source: RefSeq, a predicted model, not a curated record